AUGUACGAGUCUAGUCAAAAAAAUCAUUCCUCCUCCUCAAAACGACAGCAAAAACAACAACAAUUAAAUGGACAUACAAAUGGUCGAAUAGGAAGUGGAAGACGAGUACAUGUUGUAGACAACAACAUUUAUUCCCAACAACAUCCUAGUAAAAUGGUUGUUGAUCAUACUUGUAGUAGUUCCCCUCAACAAUGUGAUUGUUGCCCCUAUGGUUACCACAUUGAUUUGGGGUUUGUAAAAUUUGCUGAAGAUAUUGCUGCGGGGAAAGAACAAAUACAGGCACAUUUUAAUUCGAUUUUAACUAAAAAUCAGAAUUUUUGAAGAAUUGGUCAAAUGAGGAAAAGAAGCGGAAUCGUCGAUUGUUGGCAUCACCCAGUUCUGACAAAACUAUGCUGGACUUAUCCGGUUCUGACAUUGCAAAUAUUAGUUCCUCAUACCCAGCUAAUGAUUCAAUUCUUAG
This is a messenger RNA of Meloidogyne enterolobii, 460 nucleotides long. The record is from the annotation of a GenBank genome assembly. NCBI's taxonomy places the organism in Eukaryota, Metazoa, Nematoda, Chromadorea, Rhabditida, Meloidogynidae.